CCACAUUUACCGGCACCAAAGGACGUGAUGAUUUAUUCCUAUAACUUUCAUAGUUUGCUGAGGUGGUCCCCUGUUAAAGUGGAUAGAGGCUUGGUGUUAUAUACAGUCCAUUUUAAAACAGGGGCCUUUAACCAGUGGGAUGAGAUGAACUGCACUCGUAUCACCCAAACUGAAUGCAGUUUCCCCUGGUCACUUAAGGAGCGGCGCUGGACUGUUGUUUUGCGGGUGAGGGCUGAGCUAGGGCAAGUGACUUCUGACUGGGUGCAAACAGAUCCAUUUGUGGCAGAGAGAAACACUACUAUAGGGCCCCCUAAAGUGAACAGCGUGAUUGUAAGCUCUGACUCGCUUCUCGUUAGUGUCACACCCCCUUUCGGAUCCGAAGCAGGUGACUUCCUUCAGUAUCAUGUGUCCUACUGGGAGAACGCAACAAGUACUACUAAAAAAGAGACACAGAUGAGCAAUACACUGUUCAAAAUCAGAAAUCUAAAGGAAUUGACACUUUAUUGUUUUAGUAUUCAAGUAGAAUUGGUGACGUAUUCAGAUCUCCAGUUACUUGGACUGCAAAGUGACCCAGAGUGCUACAGAACAACAAUUAGUGAGGCAACCAGAGCUGGAUAUAUUAUACUAAUAUUUGUGUUGGUGUUACUUUUUGUAAAUCUGGUAGCAGUUGGUUUGUUUCUUCUGUGGAGACACCACAAAACAAUUAAAUAUUGGUCUCGGCCACCUUUAGAAAUCCCAUCACACUUUGAAGAGUAUUUGAGGGACCCCAGUAUGCCUGGCUUAGAGGUGUUGGACAACUAUGCCGAGGAUGACCCCCAUGAUUCCUUAUCUGUUGUACUUUGUGGAGAAGGAAACCAAGCCUGUGGCAGCAGUUUGGAUGGUCAAGCUCAUUCAUGCAGCGUCUCCAGUGCCAGUGACAUAACUUAA
Messenger RNA from Balearica regulorum gibbericeps (East African grey crowned-crane), 927 nucleotides. NCBI's taxonomy places the organism in Eukaryota, Metazoa, Chordata, Aves, Gruiformes, Gruidae. The record is from RefSeq and is a predicted model, not a curated record.